Camellia sinensis is the source of this 1492-nucleotide messenger RNA. Lineage: Eukaryota; Viridiplantae; Streptophyta; Magnoliopsida; Ericales; Theaceae. The record is from RefSeq and is a predicted model, not a curated record.
UUUUUCAUCAAUUAUGGAUCAGGCUAAUGGGCUUAUGGGUUAGAAAGAUUGGUUACUCUAACCAGCAUACUGGAUUGUACUUUUUUUUUGGGAGACUAAUUUUGGUUCCCUUUCCCCUUCCAAUCUUUGGAAACUUGAUUGUGAAACGCCACCUUCAAAAAUGUGGUGCUUCAUAAUUUUUUUCCAAAAUAGAGUAUGAUCUUGAUGGUGUUCUUAUUAUCAACAACAGGUUUGGAGUGGAAUCUGCACCUGCAAUUGUAUUUUUAAAAGAACAUGGUGUUAAACCUGUUGUGUACCAUGGACCUGCCAACAAUUCAUGGUUUGUAGAUAUAAUGGAACAGAAUAAACAUCAAGCGAUAUUGUUUUUUCCACACUCAAAUAGAGAACAGCUAUGAAACAUGUGGACCUAGGAGGGAUAUAACAGAUAUACCAGAGUUAAUUAUUGUACACACAAAAGGAAUGCUACAGAAGAUAGUAUUAAAUGAGGAAAAAAAACCAAAAAACAUGUUGGAGGCAUUUCUGAAUGACGAUGUGGAUCCUGCAUCACAACUUGUUGCGAGGUACAAUAGUUCCGAAGAAAGUUUAGAGAUCAUCAAGUGGAUCUCUCAAAUAAUUGAAGAUGGUGACUCUAGGGAGCUCCCCUUUUUUAGAGCAAAAACUCCUGCACUUGUUCCCGAAGAUGCAGAUCCUAUUUGGUCAGUAGGUGCCAAAACCAUUCUAUCCAAAGGGACAGGAAUGAAACAGAGAAUUGGUAGCAUCAUGAAUGGAGUCCACAAUCGCCUGGGAGAUCCAAGGAUUGGCUCAGUCUUGCUCUUGGGAACAUUGAUGUCUUUUGGUGGCAUCUGGCUGCGAAGGAGCCAAUCAACUCAUCCAAGUCAAUCAAAUAAUCAAACUCAACUGAGCAAAAAAGAUGAUGAAGAUAGACCAAAUCAGAGACGCAAGAAGAGAGCGGUGUCAAACCAAGAUUGUCCUCCUUCCAUCACUGACACGGAACCAAAAGACGCUUACCAGAUGCCACUAUCAGAUUCUGACUCCGAGUAAUAGAUGGUGUUCAAAGGAAUCGAGGUUUGACAUUAAGCAAAUGAAGCACAUGGGGUUCUCGAAGUAAAGAUCAGAGUUCUAUCACCGUUGUGAUUAUACUGAUUUGCUCACAGGUGUAACAAGUAACUAGCAAAUGGCUGCCCAACAUAUGUACAUUGAUCAUUUAGAUAUUAUACCAUGAAUUUUGGGAACCUGUUUGAAUUGAUAGUUUGUCCGUUUUUGUCUGUUUUAGUCUCAAUGUGUGACUGAAUCAUAACUUUGUGAUAAUUUUCGAUUAUGUUACCUUCAGGAGCUGCUUUACCUUUCUUAUCUGGAAAAGGAAGCACAUAUGUGAUGGUAUCACUAAGUUGUAAAAUUUUAGUGAAAAAUUCUCACGAAGAUUAUGAGGAGAUAUGUAAAAUUUUAGAAGGUUAAUUCCUAUAAAAGAAAAUUUUCAGCAAGUUCAGAAUAA